Dendronephthya gigantea is the source of this 952-nucleotide messenger RNA. RefSeq names its product collagen alpha-2(IX) chain-like. Bases 131 to 811 code for a protein of 226 amino acids. The transcript has 4 exons. The record is from RefSeq and is a predicted model, not a curated record. NCBI's taxonomy places the organism in Eukaryota, Metazoa, Cnidaria, Anthozoa, Malacalcyonacea, Nephtheidae.
AAAUUUCCCAACACUGCAACAGACAGCCACUGUUUGUCUGCGCGUUACGUAGACGCGUGAAAAAAACCUUGGCUAACUUUGUAAAUAUUCUACUGACGUUGAACAUCGAACUGCGUGAACGCUCCAAAAUAUGAUGGGAAAAUGCGAGAUUGUCAGUGUCCUGGCAUUGAGCUGUUUCAUUGCAGUACAUCAUGUGAUUGCAGACAUAAAUGCUACAGCCAUUACCAGUCCACCGCAAGAGCAAAUCUGCCCCCAGGGUGAAACUGGGCCACAAGGAUGGCCGGGAGAAGUGGGCUUACUCGGACGCAAGGGUGCGAAAGGUGAUCGAGGGGAGCCUGGAUUUUCAAACUUCAGGCCCCCUAUUGGUACACCUUGCAAUUGUCCUCCAGGUCGCAAAGGAGAAAAGGGUAUUGAAGGGGUUCCUGGUUUAAAAGGUAAAAUGGGUAUCGCAGGAUACUAUGGACCACCAGGAGAGAAAGGGGAUAAUGGGCCACAGGGUCUUCCAGGUCCACCAGGCGCACCAGCAUCGCGUGUAUCUAAACAGCCCCCAGAAACCCCAGAUACCAUGUAUGUUCCUAUCACCAUCACGGGAAAGAUGCCAAGAGUGAUAUGCCAUCAUUUGAGAAGACAUGCUUAUGUUCCAGUUGUUCCAAACAAGUUUGUGGGUUGGUAUGAACCAGGGAAAUCAGGUUACCUCACCUACAACAAGUGGUUGUAUUAUUCAUCGCGUUUUAUGUGUCCAUGCAGCGUUAAACUCCCUCCUGGCCCGACGCCAAGUCCCGAGGAAUUGUUGCGUGGCAUGGAAAAAUGAACGACUUUGCAUAGUAUAUUAUUCUUAAGACUGCAGCAGUUUAGAGUACGAAAUUUAUUUCUUAUCGAUAAAGAUGAAGAGGUAGUGACUUCAAAUAGAGCAAAAAUAGAAAAGGAUUUGAUAUUAAACUAUAAACUGUAA